Messenger RNA from Penicillium hordei, 1560 nucleotides. Its product is annotated as transferase family protein. Bases 1 to 1560 code for a protein of 519 amino acids. Gene Ontology annotation, molecular function: acyltransferase activity, transferring groups other than amino-acyl groups. NCBI's taxonomy places the organism in Eukaryota, Fungi, Ascomycota, Eurotiomycetes, Eurotiales, Aspergillaceae. The transcript has a single exon. The record is from RefSeq and is a predicted model, not a curated record.
AUGACCAUCGAAUCCACAAGGCUGCGACCAGCCAACCAGCCAACACCAACAUCAACACCCCUGUCCAUCCUCGACGCAACAGUGGUGCGCUUUACUCCAACAGGAGGAAUUUGGAUUUUCAACCAACCCACAGACAUAGACCAGAAGAACUUGGUCGACAAUUUGCGAACUUCCUUCAUUGAAACCCUAUCAAAAUUCCCCCAAUGGGCAGGCCAACUCCAAUGGGCACCCGUCAACCCCAAAGGAAACCACACAGAGCGGUUUAAUCGUCCACAGAUUGUGUACGGCACUGAUACCGACCCAGGUGUUGAAUGGACAGUAAUCGAGCAUCCCUUCCGAGCAGAUGAAAUCGUCCCGACAGCGCAGGAACGGGCUUCAUCUUCAUCGACCACCGGCUCUCAACCCGGAGCAUGGGUAGGCGAUGACUUCAACCAAAAUCUCUUCCUACCAUCUAGCCCACUGGCAUUGGCCAAUCUGCGCGACUAUGUCGGUCUGCCAGCGGUGCAAGUUCAACUCACUCUUCUCCGAGAAGGGGGCUACGUCAUCGGAAUUCAGAUGGCGCACUGUCUAGCAGAUGCACAGACUUUAAUGGUAUUUAUGCAUUUAUGGGCAUAUAAUAGCAAAAAGCAAUUUGGAAACCAGUCCGAAUCACCAUUAAUGGGCGAGCCCGUGUUCGAUCCCGCGUUGCUGGACAGCUGCGCCGCAGGUGAUAUCGAUGGGUCCGAGCCCGACCAAACCAUCGUGAACACCGCGCGAAAAUUGCCCUUGCAUCGGUAUAGCUGGUGGAAUGCAGUCAAUGAGGGCGGCCCGCCAUUCUUAACACCGACAACAGAGAAUUCCAAACCGCCGCCCGCAGAAAUCAACCACAAACAAGUAUCGCCCUCAGAACCAGCGCCCUGGGCUUCAUGGGAUUUCUCCAAGAGAGUCAGAUACACACAGUUGCACUUCACGGGCGAAGAGCUACGCAAAUUCCAAGCCAUGGCCCUCGAUGGCCCGGGCAGCCGACGUGAUAUCUCUAGACUGGACGCUUUACUCGCACACCUGUGGAGAACCAUUACACAAGCACGCGGACAAGCCGACUCUCCAAGACCCGUAUAUAUGAAUUUAAGCCUCGGCGUCCGGCCGCGUGUUUCCCCCGCUCUUCCUGAUACGUUCAUCGGGUCCCCGCUGUUUUUGACUCACGUUGGUGGGGCCGCUUCUUCAGUAUGUCGGGCAAUAUUAGGCGAGACGGCUAGUCGGAUCCGAGAGACGAUGAAGGGGUUUACGGCGGAUGCUGUGGGUGCGAUGUUGCAUGAUGCUGCUCAUGAGGUGUCGCCGCAGCGGCUGUGGCAGGCGUUUUUGGGGUCUGAACAUACGAUUGUUACCUCCUGGUUGCGGCUGCGGUUGUAUGAGGUUGACUUUGUGGGUGGGGAUAAGCCACGUUAUGUGCAUGCUGUUAUGCCUAAGAUGGAUGGGUGUGUUCAGGUCAUGGAUAGUGCGGUUCGAGAUGGGGGGAUGGAUGUUGCGCUUUAUCUUGAUGAGGUGGCUACGGGGCGGUUGCUUGAUGGUUAUCGCUCUUGA